This is a messenger RNA of Danio rerio (zebrafish), 2154 nucleotides long. It is a transcript of the gene hif1aa, whose product is annotated as hypoxia inducible factor 1 subunit alpha a. Gene Ontology annotation, biological process: regulation of DNA-templated transcription; animal organ development. Lineage: Eukaryota; Metazoa; Chordata; Actinopteri; Cypriniformes; Danionidae. The record is from RefSeq and is marked provisional. Gene Ontology annotation, cellular component: nucleus; cytoplasm. Gene Ontology annotation, molecular function: protein dimerization activity.
AUGGAGGCAGUCGCACCUGGGAAAAAAAGGGUGAGUUCAGAGCGAAGGAAGGAGAAAUCCAGAGACGCAGCACGUUGUCGGAGAGGAAAAGAGUCUGAGGUGUUUUAUGAGCUGUCCAGAGAACUCCCUCUCCCCCACAGCGUCACCUCUAACCUGGAUAAAGCAUCGGUCAUGAGACUGGCUCUCAGUUACCUGCGCCUGCGUAAACUGCUGAACAGCGAUGUGCUGGAGAAGGAGACUGCAUUAGACACUCAGUGGAACGGUUCAUUUCUGAAAGCUCUGGACGGGUUUCUUUUGGUUCUUUCAGCUGAUGGUGAUAUUGUCUACCUUUCAGAGAAUGUCAGCAAGUGCUUGGGCCUUCCUCAGAUUGAACUCACUGGUCACAGUGUGUUUGAGUUUACUCAUCCGUGUGACCAUGAGGAGCUCAGAGAAAUGCUGGCACACAGAUUUGGUCUGUCUAAGAAAUCGAAAGAUCAAAACACAAACAGAAGUUUCCUGCUGAGGAUGAAAUGCACGCUGACCAGCAGAGGGCGCACUGUCAAUGUUAAAUCUGCCUCCUGGAAGGUGCUGCGCUGUUCGGGCCGUAUCCACACAGCAGAUGGUGUUGAGAAGGAGGUGUGUGAAGAAAAAAACACGUGUUCGACGUACCUGGUGCUCAUCUGCGAGUCUAUUCCCCAUCCGGCGAACAUUGAGGCUCCUCUGGAUUCCAGAACGUUCCUCAGCCGCCACACUUUAGACAUGCGCUUCACCUACUGUGAUGAGAGGAUCACAGAGCUCUUGGGUUUUGAUCCAGAGGAUGUGUUACAGCAUUCUGUGUAUGAAUACUAUCAUGCGUUGGAUUCAGACCACAUGACCAAAACACACCACAGCCUUUUUGUGAAGGGGCAAGUGUGUACCGGACAGUACCGUCUGCUGGCUAAAGCCGGAGGGUUUGUUUGGGCAGAGACUCAGGCCACUGUGAUCUAUAACAGUAAAAACUCUCAGGCACAGUGUGUGGUUUGUGUCAACUACAUCCUCAGUGGCAUUGAACAACCCAAACAAAUCCUGUCGCUUCAGCAAACCAACAGCACAAAAAUAAAACAGGAAGAACACCAGGAGGAGGUUGAGGUGACCAUGGCAGAGUUGAAAGAGGAGGAAAAGGAGAUGGACAAAGAAGAUGAGGAGUGUGUGCAGCCUGUAGUGCAACAUAACAGCCUGAAGGGGGAGACAGAGGCGCUGACUGUAGCAGAUCCUGUUCUCACGCUGGAUAUCAACAUCACUGACUCAGCGAUCUCUGUCCUGACAGAAAUUCCUCUCUACAACGAUGUCAUGUUGCCCUCUUCAGAUGUCCUGCUCCCCCUCUCGCCCCUAUCUCCCCCGUGCUCCUCUCUAAAUGAUGAUGAAGCCUCCACAGGCCAUCUACAACACGACCAAUUCCCUUUCCAACAGUCCUCUGACUCCUCCAGAUCACAGGUUGAUCUACCGGUGGAUUCAGAACUAUGUGACCAGCUAAAACCAGAUCACGUUGAGAAACACUUUUCCAUGGAUAUAGAGUCCAAGACACAGGGAGUGGGUUUGGAUCUGGAGAUGUUGGCUCCAUACAUUCCCAUGGAUGAUGACUUCCAGCUGCGGACUGUUUCUCCAGUCAGGCCCAUGUGCUCCAGUCCAUGUUCAGGGCUUGAUCUGACCCCGUCCAGCAGCACACAAACCAGCCCUGCUCUUUCGGCAGCCACUCCAGAUUCGCUAUCCUGUGAUCCCGUGCAGCAGAAAAACAAAACCACAGUGCAGGACCACAGCAGAGAAAUUAUUCAAGACAGUGAUAUUUCUUAUAAAUGUCAGACCAACCCGAAGCUACUCAAGAGGAAACUCGAGACCAUACCGCUGUCUGAAGCAAUAAGACUGGGGUCUGUGCUGCAGGUUGUUACCGAUUUUCCAGAGAAAAAGGUCCGCAAAACAGAUGCUCCAUCAUCAGAAGGAAUUCGUCAUGCUACGAUACUGUUGCUGCCAUCCAAUGUUGCAAGUCGGUUAUUGAGCAGAUCGUCAGAGGGCGGAGCCAUAGCUAUGCCCCUCCCCCAAAUCACCCAUCACGACUGUGAGGUAAAUGCACCUGUGAUUGGACGACAGCACCUGCUGCAGGGGGAGGAGCUUCUUUGUGCCUUGGAUUUAGUUAUUUAA